This is a messenger RNA of Bemisia tabaci, 6120 nucleotides long. RefSeq lists its product as uncharacterized. NCBI's taxonomy places the organism in Eukaryota, Metazoa, Arthropoda, Insecta, Hemiptera, Aleyrodidae. Gene Ontology annotation, biological process: regulation of transcription by RNA polymerase II. Gene Ontology annotation, molecular function: protein binding; DNA binding. The record is from RefSeq and is a predicted model, not a curated record. Gene Ontology annotation, cellular component: nucleus.
CUUGUGACGGGUCAUUUCGUACUCCUGUUGUUUUGUUGUGACUUCGUGAUUUGUUUUCAUACACUCAAUUUUUGUUUCUCUCUAGUUUCGCGAAGCCUAUAUUCUGCAGAUUUCUAUCCCAUCACUAAGUUAGAAACUACUGCUGAGGUAGUGUUUUAACUCAGUUCAACAUGUAGAAAUACAUCUUUUUACAGCUGUACUUUCUCUUCUUUUGCCUUCUCAUCAUUAACACAGCUUCGCUGUCAUAAGCUUAACUCUGAUCAAUUCGUGCAAUCCCAAGGAACUAAAAACAAAAGAAAGAUGUCUGGACAACAGUUUUGCUUGCGUUGGAACAAUCAUCAGCCGAACUUUGUCGCAGCCUUUUCGAGUCUGCUAAACAAUGAAUCUUUAGUGGAUGUAACUUUAGCAGCCGAAGGAAAACACAUUCAAGCACACAGAAUAGUCUUAUCAGCAUGUAGUUCAUACUUUCAGACACUUCUUAGUAUGAAUGCCUGCCAACAUCCAAUCGUAAUCUUGAAGGAUGUCCGGUACAAAGAUCUCAAAACGUUGGUGGAGUACAUGUACUAUGGUGAGGUCAAUGUUUGCGAGGAUCAACUACCUGCCAUCUUAAAGACUGCAGAAACGCUGCAAAUCAAAGGUUUGACAGAAAUGCCGGAAGAGAAGAUUUCUCUGAACAAAACCAUUACCCUAUCGACCGAAACUCCGACCACAUCCCCUUGCGCUAUCCGCAGAAAGCGAUUCCGGAAAUGCUCAACCAACUCAGGCUCAAGUUCCAUGGAACAAAUCCCAGGUGGUUCAGAAGAAAGUAUCGAAAGGGUUAUCAUUACUUCUCCGUCACCAAGCAGCCUGAAAGCUGAAUCGGCGGACUGCCCCUCUCCUCUGCACAGUCCCAGAGAGUUGAGCAUAGAAUCAGAAACAAAAGACUUGAGUUCCAAAGGAAGCUUUGAUGAGGAUCGCUGUUCUCUGAGUCAGCAACAGUCAAUUGAAUCAAACGACAGUCGUAAAUCAAAUAGAGAAGAAUCGAGGCCUCCUUCAUGCUCAUCACAAGCCUCCUCGCAAGGUACCCUGCGUUCAGUUUCAGUGGACAGCCCAUCGGUCGCUUCGAAGCGUGGGCGACUCCUCAUCCGACAACCAAGAAUCAAGAAAGAAAGUGAUGGUGACCGAGACGAUUUGAGUCCAGAGAAGUACAACUCAGACUUGGGCUUAUCGCCUGGUCCCGUAGCCGCUCCACUCGGCAAUUUGCUAACCGUUCCACAACCGUCUUUUCUUGUAAAACAGCACUCUCAUCCUUUAUUAUUUCCCUCCAGCGCUGGCUCUUCCUCCUCCCCUCAGCUCAACGUCUCGAGUCCAACUGAAACUACCACUCGCUCAUCAAAAAGCUUCGAAGAACUGCGCCGCACCAUGUCAACUCCUCAGUACUCAACAAUUAAAACAGAAUUUGUGCAAGAAGGAGGAAAUCGCUCUGUGCACUGUCCUGUUCUUAGACCUGGUCCAGCCUUAGGUUGCAAUUUCUGUUGGAAUACAAUCGAUGAUCAUGGGCGGAUACUGAGACGAAAAACUAAGUAUCACUGUCCAGAAUGCCGAACCAACUUAUGCAUCGUUCCUUGUUUUCAGGACUACCAUGAAAAAUGUUGCUCUGAAGACAAGGCAGCGAUAGCAAUGAUUACCAGAGCGCAAAGUCCAGUUCCUCUCAGCCCAGGCUCUUCAGUUCCGACGAUUGUCAAGACUCGAUCGGUGUAAAACUUAGCUGAUUAAUCAGAUAGGACUUCUGUUUGUGCUCUCUCUAAAGUUACCAACUCUCAGCGUUAAGAAGCAUUUUGUUCAGAUAUUGCCUCUAAUUGACCAGCUGUCCCAAAUCACUCAUUGUGUCGUUUUGUUCUAUUGCAUCUCAUUAGAUUCAAACCGAAUCUGAGGAGAGUGUGAUGUAUGUAGACAUGAAAUCAAAUGUGGCUGUUGCACAAUUUUUUUAAAAAUAUUCUUCCAGGAAAUGUACAAAAAAGAGAAUACCAGCUUAUUUUGUCUCAAUUUAUAAAAUUUUUAGGUGAACUUUCAAAGUUCAAUUUCAUUUCUAAUUGAAGAAAAUCAUACUUAAAGAUUUUGUGAUGUCACAAAACAAAAAUUGACCACUGUGUAACCCUUCACCUUUUAUUUGCUUUCUGAUCACAAGCGGAAUGAAAGAUUAUGUAGCUUGGCCACGCUUGUAAUACUAUGGUUGUUCGAAGUAAAUGUUUCUGCUUUUUUUCUAAAUGAAAUUAUUUGUUCAGAAUAUAAAUUGCACGGUGGCCAUGUUACAUUGGCUUCACGGUGGAUGGAACCAUGGGUCGUUACUUUUUUUGACGUCAUAAACUUCAGGUCGAUGAGAAGCAUUCUUUGCAUAACUGCAACUUUAAGUCUCUGUUUAUGCGUCAAAAAAGCUAUUAUGAUCUUUUUUAAUGUUGGAAUUGCUAUUCAAGGCAAAUCCUGGAUGAAGCAACAGCCGCAUUGCUUUUUUAAUUUUUAAAGAAAAAUUGGGGAGAACUAGGUCUGCUGCAUAUGUGACAAAAUCGUGUCUUAAUGGUUGAAUCUUUUGCUUUAGCGGGAAAUUAUUUUUUUAAUAAUAUGUACUAUGACUUAAACCCCAAUUUUAAUGGGCAUUUUUGCACUCCUGCCAAUAUAUCUACAUUAAUGUUGGAUGCAGAUACUCGGAAUUUGGAUGGUUCUUACUAUCAAUCGGGCUGCAUUUUGCAACCAGGAAGUACUAUUUCUGGCUCACCCACAAAAGCAUUUGUAUGCGCAGGAAAAUUAAUAUCAUACAUGUUUUUUCUAAAAUAUGCUAGAAAUAGUAGUUCUGUAUUGCCUAAUGUAGUUUAAUUAAAAAUUCAUACCAUUAAGAUGCGAUUUUAAGACAAGUCCAGUCGACACAAUGAGAAUUUUAGUGAUAAUGUCACUAGUUAAUAGAAUUUCCUAAAUUCCCUCUUUGCAACAUCUACCAUUGAUAUGCAUAUCAUUGGUAUGCAUUUUUCUUUCUGUGGUUUCAAACUUUUUAAACUGGAUAAUUUUAACUCACACAAAGAGAGUCAAAAUAAUUGUUAUCUGAACAAAGCUUAGUUGUUUUGUAUCUAUUUUCUUUGAACAAUUCAUAUUCUAAGUUAACAAAUAACUUUAUCAUAUCUUCGACUUGUUGAAUGUUUUGAAAUUUUGAGUUCAAGUGACAUUGACUGUGAUAAUGAUGUUAACAACAAACGUGAACUGUGUAUAUUGCACGUGUAUUUGUUAUAACUGCACGGACUUUCUGUAGGAAGCUGAUUUGUACCCGAAUGCCAAAAUAUAAACAGUCCCCUUUAAAACGUAUGCAGUUCUGUUGUUAAAGUUAAAUUUAAGGGGAUUUGUGUCGUCAUCAUUACCGAAGGUAUGAUUCGUCUCCGUAUCCGUACCUACUAUCAUUGCAACAAAUGAACCCCUCUCUGAUCUCAGUUUAAUAUUUGUUCGAAAAAAGAAAAAGAAGGAAAGAAAAAUUUCAGUUAAUUUAGAGUAACGAGUUUCACUUCUGUGCAUUCUCUUAUUUCAUAUUCAUGUUCUGUAAGCUUUCUUUUUCCAUAGCUUGUUCCACUGGGGAAAGAAUAGAAACAUAUAUCAAUUUUUUGCCAAAAAAUUCAAAGAUUCGUCACUAGAAUUAUUUUAAAAUCUUCUUGUGCACAGUGGGUACCACUUCAUUUGUAGGUCUAUUCUAUACUAUAAUGUUAUUUCGCAGCUCAAGUCGUUUCAAUGUCCUGAUAAUCAGUUUUCCUGCAGAAAAGUCUUGUGUAAAUUAGAGAAGAGUUUAUUCUGGUUUAGUUUUUAUUUUCAAAUGUUUAUUUUAAAUAAAAUUUAUCUAGGAUCUCAAUUAAGUGGUUACUAAAAUUCAGAGAUUUCUUUAUUUAUCGUUUGACGUUUCAUUUACAAUGCUUGGCAUUGGACCCAUGUCUUUAAUUCUCUCUGGAAGAUAUUUAUUUUUAUUUUUUGAACUAACUUUUUUUAAAUUUUUGCCCUUCUUCAUUGCGCUUUCAUAUCAUGCCCCUAAAAGCCUGAUUGUGUUGUUGGUUUUAAUAACAUCUCUUUUCGCAGUGUCUUUAAGGAUUUAACAAACAUUGUUGUGUUUGACGUCAUGAAAUGGGAUCUGCUCCUCAAGGCAGACUCUUUAGCUUAAUGUUUUACAAAAUACUUACUCAAGCUCAAUUCUAUUUACAAUUAAACUUUGUAAAAUUGUUUAACUUUAGUGUCCGUCAAUUUCUCUGUUAUUUUUGCAAAAUUACAAAUGGUUCUUUCCUUGGAAGUAAGAGAUUUUUCCAUUGUUAGUAUCGAAGAAAGACAGUCCUUAAGACCCUAUUUUUGUUGCUGGCUCAGCCAUUUCUUUUUCUAUGUUAUUUUUCUCGUUUAUUUCUUUGUGAUAGACAUCGGACCCUUCCUUACAGGAAAAGUGGUCCCAAUUUAAUUGUCUCUCCUUUUUAAAAUGCAAACCUCAAAUCGCGUACCCCUUUUGUUUUAUUUGACUUCUUUGGUAGGUUCUGCAAUUAGGCAACUGCUACUCUAAGAAGUGGUCCCUUGUUUUUAGGCUCAUAAAUCCCUUCUCCUGUGGAUGGUCUCAGUUGAUGGACAACAUUUUUCACAAGAAAGAAAAGAGACCAGUCAUAAACCUUUUGCCAUAAAAUUUCUUCGUAGUUUGUCGUAUGUAAUCAUAAAUUCUUUGUGAGAUUCACUGUUGCUGUAUUUGUCACAAGCUUUCACUAGUCUUGCUGUAAAUCUUGAAAUAACUAAUUGUCUGAAAUUCCCUAAUUUAGAUUCAUGGCAAAUGUCUCUUCGAUUCUGGUUGCUCUAUCUUCCUCUCUUCCUUUCAUUACCAAUUUUGGCCAUGCUUUUUGUUGAUAAAUUAUUGUUGAAGAUUGUUUUGUUCGAUUUUAUCUUUGUUGUAUCCAAAUUCGCUCUGUUUUAUUUUUAAAGUUUUCUGUUCAAUUUUGAAAGUUUAUUACUGUUAGUAUUGAUACUGAUACUUCAUCCUCUAUCUUCAAAUCAAAAUUGAUGCCUUCUAAAUACCUCUGUAGAUUUCCCCCAAUUGUUCAUUCACCACCAUAAUUUAAACAUUUUAACCAGAAUCGCAUUUUUAAAUGCUUCAGUCUCUGUUGUCUGAAUUUUACCUUGUCUAGUUGUCCGUUUUUGCUUCAACAUUGAUUCUUACCAAUUUCAUGGAAAGACGAAGAUCAGUUUGAGGUAAAGUAUCAAAUCCAUAGAUAGUUUGUUACUGCUUUUAUAAAAUCCUGAAGUCCAGAGAAUUUUUCAGUAAUUUAACAUUUGAUCAAUCAUGAUGAAAAACAAGUUUCUGUUACCGUCGAUCAAAUUAUUCCUUGCCUUCUUCUGUAGAAACAUCAGUGACUUACCUAAAUUUUUCAAAUCAUUUGUGUUUACUUUUAAAUCAUUGACUUGUCUUGAAAAAUGUUUAGCGCACAUUUGGAUGUAUGUACAAGUAUAAGGAAAAAAUGAUCCUUGCAUUUUAUUGUAGAUAAGAUUUUGUUAAGUGUCGUGUUAAUGCCUCCAGGUUUUGCUUCUCUCUUCUUUGAUGGAAUGUCUCAAGGGUAAAUCCAGGUAUCAUAUGAACGGUGGCAUAACUGAAACUGUGCCUGGAUUUGCUCUAAUUUUUAGGUGAUGCAAAAAAUUGAGAUGACCCCCUUUCUAAAUACUCACCCUUAGGAAAGAAGACUUUGCAAAUUGAAAUAGAUCAUUCAUGAAGAGGUUAAAAAAGUUCUCUCGUCAAAAACUUUGUUCCCUAAAGUUAUAUUCCAUUAAACCCCUCUAACUGAGAAAUCAGAAGUUUUUUUUUUCUCCCUCUGCGCCUGUUAUUGCAUUCAGACAGAAGCCAAGAUCACAAUAUGGCAGUGCGUUUCUUUAAAAUGAAAGUAUAAUUAAAUGGCCAAGAAUCAAUGAACAAACCAAUCAGUAUAUUUUUGUAUCAAAUCGUCUAUUUUUGAAGAAGAAAACCAAAUUGAUAAAGAGAGUGUAUAUGUAUUUUUAUACUUUAGCUUACUAGCUUUAAAAUUGUUAUAUGUACGUCUGUAAAAUGUACUCUUGACUCACAACUAUCGAUUAAAUUUUUUGUCCUUUACAAGUUAA